Messenger RNA from Telopea speciosissima, 1445 nucleotides. RefSeq names its product zinc finger protein ZAT9-like. Lineage: Eukaryota; Viridiplantae; Streptophyta; Magnoliopsida; Proteales; Proteaceae. The coding region runs from base 59 to 1153 and encodes 364 amino acids. Gene Ontology annotation, biological process: regulation of DNA-templated transcription. The transcript has a single exon. The record is from RefSeq and is a predicted model, not a curated record.
AAGAGAGAAAGAAGGGAAGAGAACUCGAAGCUUUGCUCUGUUGCUCUGUUGGUCUUUCAUGGAGAAACACAGUUGUAAACUCUGCUUCAAGAGUUUCGCUAGUGGUAGAGCUUUGGGUGGUCAUAUGAGGUCUCAUAUAGCCAACCUGUCGACACCCUCAAAGACCCAGCAAGUCUAUCCCCAUCACCAUCAUCUACUCGGAGAUGAGACUGACUCUGCCUCGUCUGCAUCUUCUUCUUCGUCGUCUUCUUCUGAUGAGGAAGAAGAAGAAGAAGAAGAAGAAGAGAAAGGUUUGUCUUAUGGGUUGAGAGAGAAUCCAAAGAAGAGCUUUCGUUUGGUAGAUCCUGAGUUUUCUUUUGCCGUCGAUACUGGGUCGGUUGUUCAGGACAGAGAAAGCGAAACAGAGUCAUCUAAGAACCCAUCAAGGAGAAGAUCGAAGCGAGAUCGCAAAUCCAGUAUGAUCGGAGAGCAGAGAAAUCUAUUACAACAGCCAGAGACACCAGAGCUUAAGAAACCCAAGUCGAGCAAACCCAGUCAAGCUGAGUCACCGUCGGAGCCGGAACCUGUAAGUUCUGUAUCUGAUACUACUCCAGAGGAAGAUGUUGCUCGGUGUCUUAUGAUGCUCUCUAGGGAUAUAUGGAUGAGAAAGGAGGAAGAACAAGAACAAGAACAAGAAGCAUAUGAAGAAGAAGCAGAGAAAUCUAUGGAGGAAUCAGAUGAUUCAGAAGAACUCAAAUUCCCAACUCGAACAAGGGGGAGGUACCAGUGCGGGACAUGCAAGAAGGUGUUCCGGUCGUAUCAAGCUUUGGGUGGACACAGAGCAAGUCACAAGAAGAUCAGGAGCUGUACUCCAUUUUCCUCCUGUGCUGCUCGAACCCAUGAAGCCGAAUCAGAACCAGGUAAUGCAGGUGCUUCUAAUGUCGAUCGGAGAAUCCAUGAAUGCCCUGUUUGUUUCAGAGUAUUUGGGUCUGGACAAGCACUUGGUGGACACAAGAGAUCUCACCUCUCUGGUUCGGUUACAGCUAUAAAUACUGUAAAAUUUGGAGACAAUUUGAUAGAUCUUAACCUUCCAGCUCCGGUUGAUGAAGACGAUAUGAGCCAAGUUGAGCUCUCCGCAGUCUCAGAUGCAGAAUUCAUUGAUCCAACCAAAUGACAUAUUUUGGAGAUUAAAUUUUGUGCCAUUAGAAGGGAUUAAAGUGGAAACUCCAAGCUCUCAACUCAACUAGGAGGUAAAAAAGAAAUACAUCAAACCUUGUUGUUUAUCAAUUCGAUCUGUGAUUAUUUUCGGGUUGGUUAGGAAAUUGGGGCAAUGGGUCUCUGUAUUUACAGAUUCUUCUUCUCAAAAUCCAUGAUUUCCCCUCCUUUAUCAAACAAUCUUUCUUUUUCAUUUUUCUUCUUUACUGACUGUAAUUCAUUCCUCGCAAUUUAUUUUAAGUUCUGUUACU